AUGUAUAAGCGCAAGAAAAUGAUACUCUUGUGCGCGUCGUCUUACGCCGAGGAUUACGAGAGAUUCAGAAAUAACAACAAGCCGAUCGUCAACGACAACGAAGCCGCGGGGAAGGACGAGCCUCCGGAGGGUUACUACGCGUUCGUCGAGUCGCCGAACGCGGAACCACCCCGGGUUCGACCGCCGCCCUACAUCGACAGCGACAAAGAAUGCUUCGACAGCGGCAAGCAGGGAAAGGGGUAUGUUUCGAUACAUAAUAUCUGCGGCGACUUGAACAAAGGCUACAUUCCGCGGAAUCCGAUGAAACAAUAUGUAAACGGCUCGUCGUAUCCCUUCGCAUUGAUAAAGAAUCACACUCUCAAGUUUCUCAGCAAAGCGUUACCGAUCCUCAAGGCCGACGACUCGUUGCCGAAGGUUGCCAAAGUGCACCCGCUAUCGCAGAAUUCCGUCGAUACAGACGAGGAGGAGAAACGUGGUAGAAGCAAGAGAUCCAGUCCGGCAGAUUCGACUACGGAUUCCAAUCGAAACGGCCGCAAGUUUUGCGAAAACGGUGGUGGUGUAGUGUGCAUGUUAUACAAGGCGAUUCAAGGCGAACCGAUCGCGUCGUCAGCGUCGGUUAUCGAGCGUCGGGACGAGCCGUCGACGUCCGAGUAUCGACGUGGUGAACGCGUUCCGUCGCAGGAGAAAACGGAAUACACGGGACCACCGACACCGUGCCCGGCCAAGGUCGAAUACGCCACCCCCGUUUUCGCCAAGAAUUACCAGGGUGUCUGGAGAUACGUGGUACAGAUACCGUACGAAGGUUACUUCACGCAAACGAUUGAACUCACCAGAUGCAUGCAAUCGAGAUGUCAUUACUUGGAUGGGGGAUGCUUAUCGUCACCAAGAUGGACGAGUCUGCUGGUCGCAGAAAUAUUUUAUCCGGACACGUUCAUAGAGGAGAAUCAAAGCUCCGGUCCUGGGACCGGUCCCGCGCGAGAACCUAUCUCCGGAUCGCCGCCACCGGUCCACGAUUUUCAAAAUUACCAGCAAUAUCUGCAGAAACGCGCGAGCACGGGGGAGGCGCGUAAUAACAACGGUAGCGUUCAGCAGCACUGCGACGGUGUCGACGAGAUGGGCUGCUUCCAGGUGCGACUGUAUUACGAUUGGUUCUUGGUGCCGGGAAGCUGCAAAUGCUGGCGGCCGGAUUACUUCAAUCGAUACGUUCGUCGCGGCGGUUCCAACGUCGAAUUAUGACGAGGUUCACGAGGACAUUUUCAACUCCCCCUCCGAGGAAGCUUUUAGGCUGCGUGAUUACAUCAAUCGUAACUGCACGCGCUGACGAAGCUGAAGGCGACUCAGCUGAAUCGCUCGAUACAUCGCGCGCGACCAAACGUUGACCACGUGUUUACUUAUACGAGAUAUUAUUUAUUCAAAGCGCCACGCGCACUGUGUCGACACGAUUAUUCGGUUUUCUUACUAGUUUGUAAAGGCGAUUAUUUUCUAGGCUAUAAUGUUAAGGCGAUCGAAUGCGUUUGAUUAUACUUAUAGACUGUCAGCGUCCACGACUUGCUACCAAAUCUAUAUCAAAGAAGAAAGGCCCGUAUGUAUGAUAAAAAGGAGACAGAGAAGUCGUGAUCGAUGUCGUCUCUGUUAAAUUCAUAUUUAAAAAAAAAAGAAAGAUGCAAUAUAUAUAUUACACAUGUUGCAAAGCUCUCUUUAACGCGUAACGUAUGUUUCUCGAAACUGUAGAUUUAAGACGUUUUCCAUGGUUUCUUAAUGCAAUCUAAUAAUUGUUCUAUCUCCUAAGAUGUGGAUUUAGAAAUGGAUGUACGAUAUCGCUGUGAUUUUGUUAUUGCGUUUGAUCGAGGAAUAUGCUGUUAUUUUUAUCAAAUGCAUUUUCUUUCAUAUUUAUUUCAAAUUCAAUGACUAGAUUAAUGUUUAUCCAUGACGGAAUCUCUCUUCGCUAAAUAAUAGAUACGACGUGUAAUAGGUGAUAAUAAAGAAGUCAAGCAAGCGAGUAAACGCGUACGAGAGAGGGGUCGAGAAUGAAAAUCAUCAUCACAUGAUGGCGCUCCUCUCUGACUUCCUUACAAAUCUCACUACUAAUUCGCUGUAUAUGCACAUGUGUAUUCUUUACGUAGACAUAUAUACAUACAUAUA
Molecule: messenger RNA, 2142 nt
Organism: Dinoponera quadriceps
Lineage: Eukaryota; Metazoa; Arthropoda; Insecta; Hymenoptera; Formicidae
Gene: spz6
Exons: 8
Coding region: 1-1236 (411 amino acids)
Biological process (GO): innate immune response; central nervous system formation; regulation of Toll signaling pathway
Cellular component (GO): extracellular region
Molecular function (GO): Toll binding; growth factor activity
Source: RefSeq, a predicted model, not a curated record